AUGGCAAAAAGGCCUGCCGACCCCAAGCUCACCGUCCAAACAGAACCGCUACUGAUUGCCUGUCUGUGUCUGCAGGGCCGGAGGAUCCUCGCAGCUUCGCACAAUAAGUCCGCUCUGCUGUGGUGCCUGGAUGACUCGGUUCCCAAGGUCACUCUGACGGGUCACAGCAGGAAGGUAACAGCAGCCAGGUUCACCUGCUCCCCCCACCAGGUGGUGACAGGAAGCACCGACCGGACCAUCAGGCUCUGGGACCUGAAAAGAGCCGCCUGCUUGCAGCAGAGGGAGGUGGCAUCAUUUUGCAGCGACCUGGUGUGUUCUGAAAACAGCAUCAUCAGUGGACACUUUGACAGCAAGAUCAGAGUCUGGGACUCCAGGACGGUGAGCUGCGUUCAGGAGCUCCCCUCGCAGGGUAGAGUCACUUCGUUGGACCUGAGCUCAGACCGCCGCCAGCUGCUAAGCUGUUGCCGAGACGACUGCCUCCAGCUGGUGGACCUCAGGUGGAGCAACGACCGGAUGUGCUUCAGAGCUGACGGAUUCAAAUGUGGCAGCGACAGCACAAAGGCCGUCAUCAGUCCAGACGGAUGCUACCUGGCAGCCGGAUCAGCUGACGGAGCCGUUUACAUCUGGAACGUUUCCAAAGGGAACCUGGAGACCCGCCUCCAGGGCCAACACAGUUCUUCCAUCACCGCUGUGUCCUGGUCUCUCUCCGGGGAAUACGUCGUCAGUGUGGACAGGAGCCGGCGGGCCGUAUUGUGGAGAGACAUCUGACCAAUCAAAUGGGCUUCCCUGCAGGGACUCCUCUGAACCGGCCAAUCCAGCAGCAGCUACUGUUCUAAUGGAUCUGAGGGCUGUACUAAAGAACAUUUGUGGGUUUUUAAGCUACAUUUUGAGAGAAUCAAAGGGAAGUUUAACCUUAUUUUUUGUUUUCUCCCAGGACUGUGCACAGAUUUAACAAAGGGAAAACAGAUUUGAUUAAAGGAACACUGACUCUUUUU
Molecule: messenger RNA, 995 nt
Organism: Cyprinodon variegatus (sheepshead minnow)
Lineage: Eukaryota; Metazoa; Chordata; Actinopteri; Cyprinodontiformes; Cyprinodontidae
Gene: atg16l2
Product: autophagy-related protein 16-2-like
Exons: 7
Coding region: 1-768 (255 amino acids)
Biological process (GO): autophagosome assembly; negative stranded viral RNA replication
Cellular component (GO): autophagosome membrane
Molecular function (GO): protein binding
Source: RefSeq, a predicted model, not a curated record